Molecule: messenger RNA, 1229 nt
Organism: Amyelois transitella
Lineage: Eukaryota; Metazoa; Arthropoda; Insecta; Lepidoptera; Pyralidae
Gene: Alr
Product: FAD-linked sulfhydryl oxidase ALR
Exons: 3
Coding region: 259-774 (171 amino acids)
Cellular component (GO): mitochondrion
Molecular function (GO): flavin adenine dinucleotide binding; flavin-dependent sulfhydryl oxidase activity
Source: RefSeq, a predicted model, not a curated record
AUGCUUUUUGUCAUUUUCGUUUGGCAGCCAAUCCCGAUUUUGAGCUCCGAUCCAAUCUAAGGGAAGAGUGAAGUUUUUUGCCGGCGAAGAUUCAGGAAAAUUCUUCUAUUUCUACGUAAUCAGCAAAUUAUUAUCAUUUGGAAAAGAUUCUGUAACUUUUUUAACUGUAUUUAAAAAAAAAUCCCAUCGAUUUGAGUAUCUUGCGUUUGUAUUGCAUCAGCUGUUCAUGGACUGGAGAAACAGAUGAUUGACUGAAACAUGGGCCAUGGAAUAGAUGAAGAGGAGAAGCCUUGUAGAGCGUGCUCGGACUUCAAGACUUGGGCCAAGCAGCGGAAACAGAAUGGUAGAAGUACUACAACCAAAACUUUCGAGAGGAAAGACGCGGGCGAGGUUUCCAAAGUUUCUGCCAGUUCUCAAGAUAUAUUGAAGAGAAAAGACUGUCCUUUAGAUAAAGAUGAACUUGGUAACUCAACAUGGGGAUUCCUUCAUUCAAUGGCGUCGUAUUUCCCAGAGAAGCCUUCGCAGACUCAAUCAGAGAACAUGUCGAGGUUUUUCAACAUUUUUGCUCAAUUUUAUCCAUGUGAGCCCUGUGCCUUGGAUUUUCAAGAAGACAUCAAGAAGAACCCACCGCAGACAAAAUCCAGAGAUGAAUUAGCGAAAUGGCUGUGUGAGAGACAUAACACAGUCAAUGUGAAGCUCGGUAAACCCAAGUUUGACUGCAGCAAAGUACAUGAACGAUGGAGAGAUGGGUGGCUUGAUGGAUCAUGUGAUUAACAUGAAUUUAGUUCAAUGUCAUGAAAUCUUGUUAACUAUGUUUAAUUACCAUGUGCCUUGUGCGCUCCAUUGUUAAGAGUUACCAAAGAACUAUUCAAUUCAAUUGAAAAGAAAAAGAUUUAUUUUUGAAAGAGGAUUUUCUCAGUUUUCCAUUUUUUGCAUAUCAAGGCUUAAACAUGUCAGCACAUCUUUCUUCAGUUACAUUAAAUGCAAGAUUUUAUUUAGAUUCAAAAGAUAGUGAGUUUAAGUUUAUGUCAGUGUUGCCACAUUUUAGUUCAUUUUAUAAGCGAUUAAUGCUUGCAGUAGUUGAUCACAAUUGUAGUGAAUUUUGUUACAGUUUUAUGUAAAAGUUUAUAGAUUUUGUACAUAAUUGUAUUAUGAAUAGUUGUCUAUUAUGUACAAUAUAGUUUUGGGAAUUUGUUACUUUAAUAAACUCUAUUGAGUACUGUGUAUUA